This is a messenger RNA of Rhineura floridana, 6017 nucleotides long. RefSeq names its product DENN domain containing 3 (gene DENND3). Gene Ontology annotation, biological process: regulation of Rab protein signal transduction. Bases 933 to 4742 code for a protein of 1269 amino acids. The transcript is spliced from 24 exons. The record is from RefSeq and is a predicted model, not a curated record. NCBI's taxonomy places the organism in Eukaryota, Metazoa, Chordata, Lepidosauria, Squamata, Rhineuridae. Gene Ontology annotation, molecular function: protein binding. Gene Ontology annotation, cellular component: cytoplasmic vesicle.
CAGCGCUGCCCCUUCUCAGGGAAGGCGACAGAAGGGCACCGCGGCCUCCUUUUCCCCGCGAGUCCCAUUCGGCCACAGCCGAAGCCGGGGAGGGCACAGCGUGGCGGGGGCCUCUGAGGGGCGCGGCUGCGUUUCUGCGGCCUUGAAGGCGCCCUUCUCUAGCGGCACAGCCGGGCUCGGGGGGAGGCCAGGAUGUGCGCCUGUGAGGGAGCCGCCUUCUUCCUGGAAGGGGCGGGCGGCUGGCUGGCUGGGUGGACGGGUGUCCCUCAGCUCUCCCUUUAAAUGGGUGGAGGGGUGUCCCUCUCCGCGCCUUGGAAGGGAGAAGUCCCUCAGAGGCAGCGGCGUAAGUGGGCGCAGGGAGAAGUUUAACCCUCAUAUUAUUGUGGGUUUUUUGGGGGGGAGUCUCGUCACCUCCCUCUGUCUUUUGAGGGGGCAGCGACCCUCCUUAGGGGUCCCCAGACAACUCCCUCUUCAGCAUCUUUUCUUUUCUACCAUUCACUUUGGCCGAGGGCAGAUUGGGGUGGUGGAGAGGUGUUUUUAAAAUUUAUUUUAUUUUAUUUGUUUUCAAAACUGUUGGGGUUAUGGUGUUUUUGUGUGUUUUUUGCAUCUUUCCCCUCGUUUCUUUGGGGGGAGUGGCCGGGCAUAAGCAAGCCCCUUGGAAAGGGGGAGGUCUGGAGAGCCUAUUAAGCGAGACCGUCCCCCCACUCUUUUGUGGGUGCCUGUGAGCUGAGUUCAAGUGGAGCAGCUUCUCUUCCCCCAAACCAGCUCCCUUCACUGGGAGUUGAUUGUGGGGAGGCAGACCACAUCUCUCCCCCGCUUCCGGGGUCAGGGGUGAAACGGAACGUGCUUUUCCUGGGUCAGUUGGCUUCAGCUGGAAGAAACAGCAGAGUCCUUUCUGUGCCUUUGCUUCUUGUUGGGACUGUGCCCUUGCUAUGGAAGAUGAGCUGCCUUCUGCCAUUCUGGAAAUCUGCGUGUUGGUUGGAGUCCCCAGAGAAAAGGCAAAGGAAAUAUACCAGGUUGCCCAGAAAAAAGAUGUGGAAAGCAUUCCUCCCAUUGAACCAGAAGUUCUUUCUGUUUUCGUACCUCCAUUUAUCAGCAAGGAGGAGUUGCAAACAGCAAAUAUAAAUAGUAAUGCAUUUAAUAAAACAAAACGGCGUUCCUUUCGGAAAAAGAAAGAGAAAUCCAAGAUUGAAAGUGCAAGACCUCUGAAUGGGGCCCCGAAAGCUCCUGAGACUGAAGAUAUUAGUGUUCCUAAAGAUGUUGACCUUAAUGGAUUGCCACAGCUUUGCUUUCCAGGAGGAUUUAAUAUAACAUGUGAAUCCAGGGAGGACCACAUCCAUUUCCUAGUUUUCACAGAUGUCUGUGGUAACAGAACGUAUGGUGUUGUUGCACAGUAUUACCAGCCUAUGCAAGAUGGACACAUCUUCUCCAAUGGGCAAGUUCAGUGGGAAACUGGACAGGUCUCUAGAGCUGCUUCAUACUUUGUGCCAUUUGCUGUUUGUAUCAUAUCCAAGUAUCCAUACUUUAAUACCCUCAAAGACUGCCUGUCUUGCCUAUUGGUGCAGUUGAAGCCUUACAAGGAGUUAGAUGCCGACGACCAUAUAAAAGAAUUUGCAGCAAAACUGUCUUUGAUACCUAGUCCUCCUCCAGGACCGCUCCACUUGAUAUUUAACAUGAAGCCUCUCCAAGUAAUAUUUCCAUCUCGGGAGGAUCCUGACAGUCCGCUUAUUGAUUUGGAUCUACAUCUUCCCUUCCUAUGCUUCAAACCGGAGCAGGUGUUACAGAUAAUAACGUGCAUUUUAACAGAGCGGAAGAUUGUUUUGUUUUCUUCUGACUGGGCAUUGUUAACACUCGUAUCUGAGUGCUUCAUGAUGUACAUUCAUCCUAUUCAGUGGCAGCACACGUUUGUACCUAUUCUGUCUCGUCAGAUGUUGGAUUUUGUAAUGGCUCCUACAUCCUUCCUCAUGGGAUGUCACAUCGAUCACUUUGAAGAAGUUUGCAAGGAAGCUGAUGACUUAAUUCUAAUUAACAUUGAUAAUGGAGAUAUUGCACAAUCCAAGUCAUCUGAAGACGAGACUGAAAUUCCAGAUAUCCCAUUGCAGGCGGCAAACACUUUUAUAGCAAGGGUUGAAAAUCUUCAACUACACUACGAUCUAGAACUCUGCCACCUUGGUUCCUGUACAGACCUUAGUGAAAUUCAGUUGCGUAGGAGGAAUUGGCAACAGAAGUUGAAUUCUGAAAUUCAGCAGAUUACUCUGCAGUUAAUAGUCAAUAUAUUUAGGGAGGUGAAGGACCAUCUGAAUUAUGAGCACAGAGUAUUUAAUAGCGAAGAAUUUAUGAAAACAAGAGCAGUUAGUGAUCAGCCGUUUUACAAAAAGGUGUUGGAGACCUAUAUGUUUCACUCUUUCCUUAAAGCUCGCCUUAACAGAAGGAUGGAUGCUUUUGCUCGCUUAGAGUUGAGUACUGAAACUGAAGAAGACAGAUUAAGUUCGAUACUCAGUCCAAGGAGACCGACCAUGGAAAAAAUGGUUUCAAAAAGAUUUAAUCCUCAGUAUAUGAUCAGCAAGCGUAUGGGACUGAGUUUGCCUAAUCUGCAAGAGAUCCCGCCAAAGGAUGGCCCAGCAAGGCAUUCAUCUCUUCGGCGUAUCGACGUGACGCACGCUACAAGAUCAUCCUCUAAAUCAGUGAGCACCUUUAAGAUCCCAGAAAUCCACUUUCCUCUUCUGAGCCAGUGUGUCUGCUCUUACUACGUUGACUUUAAUAAUCAUCUCAGCAGAGCUAUCAAUAUUUUGUCCCCUGAUAACUCUGCACUUCUUGCAAGGUAUUUCUACCUUCGAGGACUUAUUGGUUUGAUGCAACGAAAGCUUCUGAAUGCACUUUCAGACUUCCAAAAUCUGUAUAAGACAGAUAUAAGGAUAUUUCCUACUGACCUUGUGAGGAAAGUGGUGGAAAUCCUUCCCCCUUUGGAGCGGUCCCAGGCAGAUCAGAAGCCAGAGCUGAAGAGGCUGAUAAGUCAAGUGAUGGAUAAGCAAAGGGAAAUAAGCAAAGUAGAUGACCGGGUGAAAAAGUUUCAGUUGCCAAAAACUCACAUGCAGUUGGAUGACUUUGUGAAGCGCAUUCAAGAAUCUGGGAUUGUCAAAGAUAUUGACACUAUACAUCGGCUGUUUGAUGCAUUAACAGUAGGUCAUCAGAAACAAAUAGACCCAGAAACAUUUAAAGAUUUUUACAACUACUGGAAGGAAACGGAAGCAGAGGCUCAAGAUGUAAGCCUACCACCCACUGUAAUAGAACGUUUAGACAAAAAUGAAUGUGUCUACAAGUUAUCAUCCUCAGUUAAAACUAACAAAGGAGUUGGAAAAAUAGCAAUGACUCAGAAGCGUUUGUUCCUUCUGACUGAAGGAGGUCAACCCAGCUACGAAGAGAUUGCAACUUUCAGGGAUAUAGAGGAAGUGAAGAGUACGACAGUUGCUUUUCUUCUUCUCCGGAUUCCCACCCUAAAGAUAAAAGCCGUGUCCAAAAAGGAGGUUUUUGAGGCAAACCUUAAAUCUGAGUGUGAUCUUUGGCACUUGAUGGUGAAAGAAAUGUGGGCUGGGAAGAAAAUGGCAGAUGAUCACAAGGAUCCUCAAUACAUUCAACAAGCACUUACCAACGUCCUUCUAAUGGAUGCAGUAGUGGGAGUGUUGCAGUCCUCCAAAAUCAUUUAUGCUGCUUCCAAGCUAUCUUAUUUUGACAAGAUGAAGAACGAAGUGCCCAUGAUGGUCCCCAAAACAACAGCAGAAACACUCAAGCACAAGAUUAAUCCAUCAGCUGGCGAAACUUUUCCACAGGCCGUGGAAGUCUUGCUUUACACACCAGGGCAACUUGAUCCAGCAGAAAAGAAUGGAGAUGCCCAUCCAAAAUUAUGGUGUGCUUUGAAUGGAGGGAAGGUGGUUGUGUUUGAUGCAUCUACAUGGUCUAUACAGCACUAUUUCAAAGUGGGGAACUCUAAACUAAAAUGUAUGGUAAUGGCAGAACAAAGUCAAGUCUGGAUUGGUUCUCAAGACUCCAUUAUCUACUUAAUCAAUACUCACAGCAUGUCUUGCAAUAAGCAACUGAAUGACCAUCGCUCUGAAGUUGUGGACAUUGUUUUGGAGAACAGAGAUGGUGUGUCCAGUGAGGCCUAUUCAUGCAGCUUAGAUGGAACAGUGAUUGCAUGGAACAUCAGCACCUUGAAAGUGAACCACAGAUUUCAACUGCCAUGUGAAACUCUAACUGCUAUCAAAUUCCAUAACAACAGACUUUGGUGCUGUAUAGGAAGCUGUAUUCUUGUUGUCACAACAAAUGGCUUUAUUUGGCAGACGGUAAAAAUGGAAGACAAUGUGAAUCUGGCUGUGCCCUUACUCUGUUUCCAAUUGUUCCCUGAGAGCAAUCAAGUGUGGGCAUCGUGUUCAGAGAGCACAGAAUUGUAUAUCUGGAAUAUGACUGAUCUCUCUACACCCUCUCAAAAGAUAAACUUGCAAGACUGUUCAGAGAUCACUUGCAUGAUAAAAGUGAAAAAUCAGAUAUGGGUUGGUGGCAGAGGACUUUCCCAAGGCAAAAUCAAAGGAAAGAUCUAUGUGGUUGAUGCUGAGAAGAAAAUGGUGGAAAAAGAAUUGGUUGGACACACUGAUGCAGUAAAAGCUCUCUGCUCCGCAGAGGACAGAUAUGUUCUUAGUGGUUCUGGAAAGGAUGAAGGAAAGAUAGCAAUCUGGAAGGUCGAAUAGAGUCCAGUGUUCCAGUUUCUUUAAUGCAAUGUUAAAACCUGGAUAUAGAGUGUGUGUUCCCUUAGGUCUUGUGCUUAUUUGAUUGAUGCUUUGGUGUUUUAACUUAUUCAGUGACUUUUCAGGGUAAUUAUCUUGCUGUUCUAGAGCAGAAUUGAAUUUAUAUUUAUUUCUGGUUAAAAUGACCAUAAACACACUGAGUAGGAAACUUGAAAAUGUAAUUAUAGAAAAUCAUUGGAUAAUUCUUUAAUAUCAGAUUAUAAAUGUCACUUGAAGUUUGUUGCUUGCUGCAUUAUAGAGUCAGUGGCACCUUGUCAUACUGAACCAUCUGGUCUGGGAAUUAUCAUUCUGUGCUUCCUGAAAGCAAACUUCCUGGCAAAGUUUGUUCAGCUCGUGAGAGUUUAUCUUGUUUGAAUGAUGAUUACUGCCGUAGAUUCCACAGGAUCUUUUAGAUUAGGUAAAUUGGUUCCCAGACGUCGCUGUUCUGGCUUCCUAUUGUUGACCUGAUCUCAAGCCUUGUGCAGAGUGGGUUUCCCCGAUUGAGAUGAAAUGGGGAAGCUUUGCAAGAAAAGGGUUCUCACUACAUUGUAGAGAUCAGCAGGGUAAGACAUGCCCCCCCCUUUUUAAAUGGUGCUGCAGUGCAUGAGUGUGAUGAAGUAAUUCCCCUGUCAAGGAUUGUGGUUGCUUGCUGUUCUGAAGGAGGAUAUUACUGUAAAUGGGGUUCUCAGUUCCCUAGAGGUAGGGUUGCUGUCAUUUGUUCAGCAUAUUCCAGUUAGAUGGAAGAGUUUUAUAUUGCAGCUUGGUUUUUUAAAGGUGCUCCCAUUUAAGUGCAAACAAAAUCAGUGCCGCCCUCUUUUACUUACCACAGCAUGUGCCUUCACAAAGUCUAUAGGUUACAUUGUCAGGUGCAUCACAAGAAAUGCUGACUUAAAGCAAGUGGCCCACUGAUAUGUUCUCUUUGGGAAAUGUUGACUUCCAGAGUCUGCACUUGCAGGUGAGCCCCCCCCCCCAUGCCAUUCUUUAAAUAUGUAUAGCUGAAGUAAUUCUGCCCACCUAAUUUUUAUGUAUAUGUAAUAAAUACAUUGUGGGUCUGAAGGAAACUUUUGAUAGUUCUGUCAUAUUGGGAAAGUGUGUUGAAUAGAAUUAUAAAAUAUUGUAAAGACAGAAGGUUUGCUAUUUUUGUAAAAGUUUAGUAAGAUUAGUAGAAAGUGUUAAAAUUGCUAUUUUCAUAUACUCUGUGUAUAACAGAAGGAUUUCAAUCUCCUAAUAAAACAAUGC